Molecule: messenger RNA, 1374 nt
Organism: Ceratina calcarata
Lineage: Eukaryota; Metazoa; Arthropoda; Insecta; Hymenoptera; Apidae
Product: carboxypeptidase B
Exons: 6
Coding region: 1-1374 (457 amino acids)
Biological process (GO): proteolysis
Molecular function (GO): zinc ion binding; metallocarboxypeptidase activity
Source: RefSeq, a predicted model, not a curated record
AUGGAGGAAUUGGAAGGCCGCAAAGUUCUUUUUGCCGUCGUACUCCUCGCGGAAGCGUCGGUGAUCGGUCGAGAGAAACGAGAAUUCGUAAUACCGGACUGGAUCGAGAUCGUUGACGAGCCUGUCGCGGAGAACUCGAAGACUAUUCAAAGAGCGGUCAAUGUGAGGGAUGCGAAAAUAAGCUACGACGGGGCGCAAGUCUGGAGAGUCCAGGCUUUGGUAGAGGGACAAAAGGAUUUGGUAUCGAAUGUGACCAUGGAUUUUCAAGAAGCUGGAUUACUUUCGCUAUGGGUUGGUAAUGAAUCAACAGUGGACGUGAUGGUUCGCUCGGAAGAGAUUCCAAGAGUUUCUCGUUAUUUGAAACAGAAGGACCUACGGUAUCAAGUAGUGAUCGAUAAUCUACAAAAAGCGAUAGAUGAAGAGAAUCCGUUGCUCUCCGUUGAAGAAAUGGAGGAAUUGGAAGGCCGCAAAGGACAUAGAAUGGAAUGGACCACUUAUCAUCGACUCGAAGACAUUCAUGGGUAUCUCGAUUAUCUUGCUCAGACUUUCCCCGACGUUUGUUCUGUUGUCAGCAUCGGUAAUUCUGUCGAAGGGAGACCGCUUAAGGUUAUAAGAAUCAGCAAUGGGAAACAAAAUGCACCAGCACUAUGGAUCGAUGGAGGCAUCCAUGCUCGAGAGUGGAUAUCACCAGCGACGGUCACUUAUAUUAUCAACCAUUUAGUCGAAAACAGCGAGAGCCUCGAUGCUGACUAUUACAUUCUACCAGUGGCAAACCCUGACGGAUACGAAUACACGUUCACGAGAGAUCGUUUAUGGAGAAAGAACAGGAAACGGGCUGUGGGUAGUAUGUGCACUGGCGUUGACCUUAAUAGAAACUUCGGCUAUCGAUGGGGCGGCAUGGGCACCAGCAAAGAUCCUUGCCGUGAAAUUUAUGCUGGCUCCGGACCGUUCUCAGAGCCGGAGACCAAUGCUAUUCGAAAUUUCUUUGAAGCUAGCGCUGCCAAUUUCAAAGCAUAUCUAACAUUUCACAGUUAUGGACAGUACAUCCUCUAUCCAUGGGGUUAUGAUAAACGCGUUCCUCCCGAUUACGCAGAUCUUGAAAGCGUUGGCAGAGAAGUAGCUGUAUCGAUGAGGAAAGCGGACAGCGCCAGUAGCUCUUAUACAGUCGGAAACAGCGCUACCACCCUUUACGCAGCGGCUGGUGGCUCAGACGAUUGGGCUAAGGCAAUUUUGAAACUCAAGUAUGCAUACACGAUCGAGCUGAGAGACACUGGAAAAUUCGGAUUCGUUUUACCGUCGCGUUACAUAAUUCCGACGGCGAAGGAAGCAUUGGCUGCAGUGAUGGUUGUCACAGAAGCUUGCAAGUCUUUGUAA